GACAAUUAUGUCGUAUUCGAUUUGAAAUAAAAUAAUAAAAUUACAUUUUUUUUUUUUCGUAAAACGAAUUUAUAGUUCCCAUUUUCGUUUUCACGAUUUCCAAAAUUUCCCCGCGCAAAGGGAAUUUCCCUGUCACAUACCAACACUGGAUUUCGUUCGUCGUGCGCACGUUCCAAGUCGGCGGAAAAUACAUUAUUAUUAUGUUGUCGCGUAGAUGAUAACAUGAACGGCACAGGGACAAUGGUAUCCUCAUCGGUAUUGCUGAUAAGUGCGCGCGCGUGAACUUUGCCGUGUGGACGAGGACGACAGUCAACAGCACCGCCAGCAGGUAAUGAACAUGGGUCGCCCAAUACAAAUUCAUUGACAGGAUACCGCAGAUGUAACGCUUAUUUUAUGAAGGCUGUAGCCAAUUUUUUUUUUGAAAUAUGUCUGCUGAUCAUUCUGAAUCAAACAGUAAGAUAACAGACAACAUCAAGUCAAUUCGAAGUAUAGAAAUCAGUUCUGCGUUCACGCAACUAUCGCAAAAAACAGAAAUGACUCGUGAAUCAAUAGUGAGCAGUUACAAUACUGAAGACGCGUUGGGGGACAAACCUUUGGAAUUAGUUCGACCUACUAAUCACGUCCACGAACACAACACAAUACAUCAUCAAAUAUUGGAAUUAAAAAAGCAACAACAACUUCAACAACAAUAUUUAUUGGAACAAUUCCAAGUUCAACAACAACAGUUAGCCGAGCAACAUGAACAACAACUCCGACAACAUCUUAAAACAUGUGUUAUGCAGGAUUUAUGGGAAAAAAAACGGGAACUUGAAGAAAAAGAACAGCGUGAAAAAAAGGAAGAAGAAAAAUUGGAAACCAUAAAAAAAAAAGAAAAACAUGAACAAAGUGCUAUUGCGUCAUCCGAAGUUAAACAAAUUUUACAGGGAUUUCUGCUGAGUAAAAAACAUCGAGAAGCAGCGUCAAGCAGUUGUAUACAAUCCCAACAAUCAUACCAUAGUUGGGGCGUCUUACAAUCUCAGCAGUCGGAACCAAACGUAAUGCCUAGUAGCUUAAGUCCAUCAUCUAGUGGGUCAAAUAUUACACCAUAUAGAUUUGUUGGACGGCACGAAGAAGAUUUUCCUCUAAGAAAAACAGUGUCCGAACCGAAUUUACUCAAAAUCAGAUUGAAACAGCGCAUGUUCGACCGACGUAACAAUCCAAUUGCACGGCCCAAAGAAAGAUCCGGCAGCAGAGUGUCUAAGCUCGCAAUAGAGACGUCUCCUUCAGGCAGCACUCCCGGUUCUGGACCUAAUUCUCCUCCUAUACUCAUAUCAAAUUGUCGAAAUUCACCUUCAACUGGAGCCACUACUCCAAUAAAAGAAGAAGGAGAAAUUUCAUUUAAUCAUAUGUCUAUUAAUAAAUCAGACCAAAGCAGUAGUGUUGCUGAUAUAUCUGCAUUAUAUACAAGUCCUUCGAUGCCUAAUAUAUCACUUGGUCGACCACCAUCAAAUUCGGAUGGAUCAAAAUUAUCAUCUGUUUCGGAAGCUGAAGUCCGUGCCGCAUUUACUGCUAGAUUAGGUGCACCACUCACUGGUCAAAUGUUAUCAAGUACAUUGCCAUAUUAUCCUACGCUUCCAAUACUGGAUACAUCUCAAAGUUGCAUUCAAAAACAAAUGCGAAGUCUUGAAUCCAGACAAACUACUACUACUCCAACAUUUCAUCCUGCACCCAUUACUGACACUCAAGUGGCACAUGCUAGAUUGAAUAAAGCUGGACACAGACCAUUAGGUCGUACGCAAUCAGCCCCAUUACCUCUAGGGCAUCCAAUGCUGAACAGUACUGUACCAGGUCAACAACUAAGUGUUCAUUAUGAAAAUUACGAAUUACCACUUCAACAACUUAACACACAUUAUUUAAAACAACAAAUCCGUCAUACUGUUUUGACUCGAGCUGGAAGUCGAGCACAUUUGGCUAAUAACAGUAGUUUAAUAAAUGAAGACCAAGAUGAUGACGCAAAGGUGAUUGAUUUGACUGGUGGUCCAAGAACAUCAACAGAUAAUGGUUUAAAAAAUAAAAGUCAGACAUUUUUACAACAACAACGUGAUCUAAUGAUGCGACAAACAUCUCAAUCCAAUGAUAUUUCACUUUUUGCAAAUCGGAAUACACAUGCUACUCUUCCUUUAAGUAGAACAUAUUCCAGUCCUUUAGAUGCAACUAUAAGUACGGGAGGCAUUAACUCUGACACAUCUACAUCAUCAUCAUCACCAUAUCUUUCAUCUACUAGUCUUAAUUCUUCUGGUGCUAAAAUAUCAGGAAGUCCACACCGGCCUACUACUGGAUUAGCAUUUGAUAGUUUAAUGUUGAAACAUGCUUGUAAAUGUGGCAACAAUGCUAUACAUCCAGAACAUAGUGGACGGCUUCAAAGUGUCUGGGCUCGAUUAAUAGAAACAGGAUUAGCUAGACGGUGUUAUAAAUUGAGACCUCGCAAAGCUACAAUCGAAGAAUUACAAACAUGCCAUACUGAACCGCACACUCUUUUAUUUGGUACAAACCUUGCAAGUCGUCAAAAAAUGGAUAGUUCUAAAUUAGCUGAAUUGCCUGUGAAAGCAUUGGUACGAUUGCCUUGUGGUGGAUUAGGUGUAGAUUCUGACACUACAUGGAAUGAAUUGCAUACAGCUCCAGCUGCUCGGAUGGCUGUUGGUUGUGUUGUUGAUUUGGCUUUUAAAGCUGCUCUGGGUGAUGUAAAAAAUGGUUUUGCUAUUGUUCGUCCACCUGGUCAUCAUGCUGAAGCUAAUCAAGCUAUGGGAUUUUGUUUUUUUAAUUCAAUUGCUGUUGCUUGUCGUCUGUUACAACAGAGACAAGCUGUACGGCGUAUACUUAUUGUUGAUUGGGAUGUUCACCAUGGUAACGGUACUCAACAAAUUUUCUAUAACGAUAGAAGUGUUUUAUAUCUAUCCAUUCAUCGGCAUGACGAAGGUAACUUCUUCCCAGGAACUGGUGCACCUGGUGAGUGUGGCGCUGGCAGUGGUCUAGGAUACAAUGUGAAUAUAGCAUGGAGUGGUGGACUACAACCUCCACUUGGUGAUGCUGAAUACUUAGCAGCUUUUCGGACAGUUGUUAUGCCUAUUGCUCGAGAUUAUGCUCCAGAAAUUAUAUUGGUAUCAGCAGGUUUUGAUGCAGCUUCAGGUCAUCCAGCUCCAUUGGGUGGAUAUAAUGUAACACCUGCUUGUUUUGCUUACAUGACACAACAGCUCAUGCAAAUUGCAGAUGGGAAGGUAAUUUUAUCAUUAGAAGGAGGAUAUGAUCUAACAGCCAUAUGUGACAGUGCAGAAGAAUGUGUACGGGCACUACUUGAAGAUGAAGUAACACCAAUUGUGCAAUCUGAGCUUCAUCGCACCCCAUGUCAAAAUGCUAUAAAAACAUUACAAAAAACCAUCGCAAUUCAGUUGCCCCACUGGCCUAUAUUAAAGAAAUUAGCACAUACAGUAUCAUGCAGUGCUGUAGAAGCUACCUUAUGUGAAGAAAAUGAAACAGUUAGUGCUAUGGCUUCGUUGUCAAUGACCAGACACAGAAUACAAAGUUCUGAUCCUAGUGAAGAACCAAUGGAAGAAGACUGCGAGGAUGAUAAAUAGAUAUGUUUAUGUAAUAAAUUUUAAGCUAAUUAAUUACGCUUUUUAUUAUACAAUAUUGUUUCAUUGCUAAAUUUCACAGUGUGCAUAAUCCAAUAAUUUAAAAACUAAAAAAAGUAGUCCCUUAUUCUGUGACUAUGAAAGUUGUAUUGUGUAUGUUACAUUAUAAUUAGAAGUAUACGAGUUUAAUUACUAUUUAGAUUCUUGAAUAGUUGACGCAAUUAUUUGA
This is a messenger RNA of Melanaphis sacchari, 3837 nucleotides long. RefSeq names its product histone deacetylase 4 (gene HDAC4). The transcript has 25 exons. Lineage: Eukaryota; Metazoa; Arthropoda; Insecta; Hemiptera; Aphididae. Gene Ontology annotation, molecular function: histone deacetylase activity. Bases 426 to 3611 code for a protein of 1061 amino acids. Gene Ontology annotation, biological process: negative regulation of transcription by RNA polymerase II; chromatin organization. Gene Ontology annotation, cellular component: histone deacetylase complex. The record is from RefSeq and is a predicted model, not a curated record.